Trichoderma atroviride IMI 206040 is the source of this 1581-nucleotide messenger RNA. NCBI's taxonomy places the organism in Eukaryota, Fungi, Ascomycota, Sordariomycetes, Hypocreales, Hypocreaceae. The record is from RefSeq and is a predicted model, not a curated record.
AUGAAAAAUCCAACGCAUGGUCAAUGGGACGGAUACAGACCUUCGGCGGAGUUAGAAGAUGUCUUUGGAAGAAAUCUCCCACUGUUAAAAGAUGUCAUCGAUGAUAUAAACGCGAGCAUUACGGCGCUACAGAACGCAUUCCAGUGCUUCCUACCGCUGGAGGAGGAAAAAGAGAGAUCGAAGUCCUUGAAAGAUGCCAUGCGAAAGCUGAGAAAACGAGUCAAGAUUACUAUCGAGACGAAAGCUUUCGAAGACAAAAUAGCCUGCCUCGAGAAGUCCAACGGCGAUUUAUUACGACUCCGAAAACAAGUCAACGAACUCCAGACGCCUUCGUGCUGCGCAAUUAAGAGAUCAUCUGAUAGAGCACGAAAACUGCCAGCAGAGUUUGGGGCAUACGGAUCUAUACGACGCGCAUCCAAGGCUCUCCACGAAGGCCUCAUGGCGACUUGGUCAGAAGCAGAGGUGCCAAGCCUUCGGCACCUUGUCAAGCUGUUUCUAGAUGCCAAGGCAGAUACCGAAGUCCAGAUGGAGAUUGCUAUUCUGUGCUAUGAUGAUGUGCUACAACGGCCACUAGUUGAAACAGGCUUAACGAGAAUGCAAGUCAGAUCAAGAACUAUGGGCUCUAUCGCCUGGUCUGGUGCAAGUUUGUUACUACCGCCGUCAAAGAUGGAUGAAUCACAGAGAGGCCAGCGAAAGCGUCAGAAAGUGAGAUUUGCUAGCAUCAGCGACAGCUCUGACAUUGUGAGCGAAGCAUCACCAGUAGCAUCCGCUGUGUCUAUAGCUACCUCACAGUCGUCAACCGCUGGGCCAGAUGACUUACAGCUAACUGGACACUUUUGCUCAGAGCUCUCAAAUCGCUGUUCAGCCCCAAACAUAUCAUAUAACAAAGAAGGCUUGGGUCAUAUCGACAGUGGCGUGCAAGAAGCAUUUCGACAUUGUUUCUUCCCCUGGCCAAAGGAAUCUCAUUGCAAUAAUAUGGAGUUAGACGACGUGAUGCCUAUGGAUGAAGCACUUGGACAAUCUGCACAUAAUAGGCUUGACAUUGUCAGCCAGCUGCGGUUAGCUCACCGUCUUGUUUCUGCGGUGCUCAAGUUCAAUUCGACGCCUUGGCUCAAGGAAUUGUGGAAUGUGGGAGACCUCGCAUUUUUUCGACAAGGAGAUGACCUGACAGAAUCUCUUCAAACCUUACACUUUGGAGUAGAGUUGACCCAUAGCGCGCCCGGCUCAGAAGAUACUGCAAUGGAAGUUGAAUCACCCGCCAGCUUAGUACAUCUUUCCAUCGAAGACGCACAAUACAAACACGGUGUGCGCAACGUAACGCUUUACAGCUUGGGAGCUGCUCUCUUGGCUAUUGGAAGAUGGGAACGUGUGGAUCACAGCGACAUCGAGGGGAUUCGACGACUUGCAUCACAACGAUCAUAUCUGGGGCCGGUCUACCAAGAACUCACGCAAAAAGUUCUUGAUUGUGAUUUUGGAUAUGGAAAGGAUUUGAAGAAGCCCAGGCUUCAGGAGGCGAUAUACGAGAUGGUGAUUUUGGAGCUGGAGUCGAUGAUUGCGAGUCUUGAUAUAUCUCGAGAUUAA